CUACAAUCCCAUAUACAAGCCAGAGUACAAGCAUGGCGAAUAAAUCAAUCUAUGAUUUCUCUGCUGAGACCCUGGAUGGACGGCCGGUUCCGCUCUGUAGCUACAAGGGGAAGGUGCUGCUCAUCAUCAAUGUUGCCACCUUCUGAGGGUCAACUAUAGAGGAGUACCACCGACUGAAUGCACUGAUGGAAAUGUUUGGCCAACUCAACUUCACUGUCUUGGGAUUCACUUGCAACCAAUUCGGCCUUCAGUCACCCGAGGUCAAUCAUGAAACCCUCAAUAUCCUUAAGUAUGUGAGACCCGGAGGAGGAUUUGUGCCAAAGUUUCCUGUCUUUGGCAAAGUUGAGGUGAAUGGACUAAACGAAGAGCCUCUUUUCACAUAUCUAAAGGAAUCCCUCCCGUUUGUGAACCCUGUGAUCGGAGAUAUAAAGAAAUUCUACUGGUCUCCAAUCAAAGUCAAUGACAUUCGGUGGAAUUUUGAGAAGUUCUUAAUCACUGCAGAUGGCAGGCCCUUCAAAAGAUAUGAACUUCAUUGCCCUGUUGAGAUAGUGGAGAAGGACAUAGCAGGUCUUGUCUGAUGGAUUAUCUUCAAUUUUAACCGGUGGCAGAGUGACGAUCCCCCAGUAAAUGCCCUUAUGCACCUGAGCUGGAUCUGAUGGGAAGAGGAACAGGCCUCAAGGCUUUAGUGCAUUCACCAUGAGAACCAGUUCCCUUCAGCCACUGGAGGAGUUUUUAUUUUAUUAUCAGACUGUCUCACAAUGUGAUGAUAUACGCCUUAAAGAAAUGU
Messenger RNA from Labrus mixtus (cuckoo wrasse), 787 nucleotides. RefSeq names its product glutathione peroxidase 9 (gene gpx9). Gene Ontology annotation, molecular function: glutathione peroxidase activity. The transcript is spliced from 5 exons. The record is from RefSeq and is a predicted model, not a curated record. Lineage: Eukaryota; Metazoa; Chordata; Actinopteri; Labriformes; Labridae. Gene Ontology annotation, biological process: response to oxidative stress.